UUUUCAGUGCACCGGUUUUGUUGCGGGCAGUGUUUGUGACUUUGCUUUCUAUAAGAAAAUGCUGAAAGAAAAAGAAUUUUUUGAGUGGCUAAUCAGUAUGGGUUGCCCAGCGCAUCUGAUUCCCGGGGAAAACAAGAUGAAUGAGAUUGUUCGGGCUAAAAUACUUCCUGUGGAGAACAUAAUGAAGUAUUUCCGACCAGCAGAGGAAGCGAAGAGAAUUCAAGACAGGAAUUUGCGUGUGGAAUUGUGUAAAAUCAAGAGUGGGAAUUUCAUGAUUGCUGACAAGAGAACUGUCCCAGAGGAAUACUUACAAUAUGCAAAGCUGAAUGCUAUUAAAAAGGACAUCCAUUGGCUGGAAAGUAAUAUUGAGGAUUUAAAUAGUGACUUAAAUUGUAGAAGUCAUCAAUUGGCUGAGAAAAAUGGUUUUAAGCGCCAAAAGAAGGAAUUUAUAGAGAAGAAUACAGCCAAAUUAUUCUUCUACGAGGCGAAGAAUAUGACUCUCAGCGAACGAAUUGCAGAGGCCAAAAGGAGCCUUUCAGAGUGUUACUCUGCAAUGUAUCCUUUGGGGAAGAAAAACUGCGAUGGCCGAGCAACUCUUAUGCUGUUAAGGGAACUCUUGGCGAAAUAUUACACUUCAUUGGAGCAAAAUCAGCAAAAUUCAUUUAACCAAGAGAAUCUGUGGAUAAAGAUUUCGGAGAGUCUCAAAGACACACCUAAUUCGGUGCUUUGUCGAGAGAUUAUGAUUGAUCUCGAUGCUCUAAUGGACGCAAUGAAGAUUCUCGUUGAGAAGAACAUUAAUAUGCCAAAUGAAGAGAAAGAUCCGCUCUAUGAGCACAAUAUUGGCCUGAAGAUCUUCUUAAUAAACCGACUCAAGCUCCUCAUUUAUCUGAAACACUACGAGGACAAAGAGAAGGACAUUAGAGAACAUUACAUUGAGAAAUACAACGCGUUCCAGGAAAUGCUGGAGAAUCAAAUAUGUUACUUCACUUCUCAUUACAUUUCGGAGUAUCUAAAAAGUCUUGUCGUUGAUGCAAAUUUGCAGGGAAAAGUCGCUCUGCUGAAGACGGAAACGGAGAGAUAUCAAAAUUCUUCCAUCGAUGAUGACAUGGCAUUGAAUUUGAUAAAAAUUUCGAAAGAUGUGCGCAUGUGGCAUGAGGAUUUCCUGUCGGAAGUCAAGAAAGUUGAAGUGAACAUUUUUCAGUUGAAACGAGUCAUCCCAAAACUUGAACACACAGUUCAAAAUAUUAGAUCGCAGUCAAACGGUGUCAAAAGGCAGAUUGCGAGUGAGAGCAUCAACAUGAAUGCUUCCCAGAGGAAUCACACGCUAAAUUGCACAUCAUCUAAUGGGUCUGAAUCCACGAUUGAAGAGAGCUUCGAGGAGGUGAGAGGAAAUAAGGAGUUGAAGGUUGUUGUUCCACCAGAAGAAGAUUGUGACUUUUCACUGCCUCUAACUCAGAAGGAUUGCGAAAAUGUUGCCAAACGAAUUCAGAAUCAGGAAACUUCUCUUCAGCACAUAACUCAAGAAAUUGAAAGUCUUGGGCAUCAGGUGCGGGAAAAGCUCAAUGAUACAGAAAAACACUUCAACUUCCUGAUGGAUAAUCCGAUGAGAAAGUAUGUUCCAUCCGCAAAGAAGUUCAAUGGCCACACGUAUCAAGAGUACGAGACGGAAUUCAUGUUGCACUAUCGUGAGACUGAGAAGUAGUUUAAUUUGUUUCAU
Molecule: messenger RNA, 1717 nt
Organism: Phlebotomus argentipes
Lineage: Eukaryota; Metazoa; Arthropoda; Insecta; Diptera; Psychodidae
Gene: dgt5
Exons: 6
Coding region: 59-1702 (547 amino acids)
Source: RefSeq, a predicted model, not a curated record